This is a messenger RNA of Aphanomyces invadans, 1420 nucleotides long. RefSeq lists its product as hypothetical. Gene Ontology annotation, molecular function: DNA-binding transcription factor activity, RNA polymerase II-specific; RNA polymerase II cis-regulatory region sequence-specific DNA binding. The transcript is spliced from 6 exons. Lineage: Eukaryota; Oomycota; Saprolegniomycetes; Saprolegniales; Verrucalvaceae. Bases 54 to 1223 code for a protein of 389 amino acids. Gene Ontology annotation, biological process: regulation of DNA-templated transcription. The record is from RefSeq and is a predicted model, not a curated record. Gene Ontology annotation, cellular component: nucleus.
GCUCGAUAUACUUAACUGAACGGAUUGGCCAAGUGACGACGGCAGAGGCAACUAUGCAAGGCGCAUCAGUCAGAGUUGGAUCGACAGACAUGGCAACCCAGCUGAACGGUGGAAACGUGGACACGUUGCAGCUCCUGAAACGGAGGUCGAGCGAGGCGUCAGUGGAGGCACUGCACGUUGGCAGCACUGCUGGCAAGUGGACGCUUGCCGAAGACACGGCGCUUCGGGCGGCCGUCGAGCAGAACGGGAAUGAAAACUGGAAGGCGAUCGCGGAAUUGGUACCAGGGCGCAACCAUUCCCAAUGCCUCCAGCGGUGGAACAAAGUGCUGAAACCGGGUUUGAUCAAGGGAACAUGGUCCCCAGACGAAGAUGCGCUUUUGCGCCACCAAAUUCAGAUUCACGGUGACCAAGAUGCAUGGGUGAGGGUAGCUGAAGGAGUGCCCGGGAGAACAACAAAGCAAUGCCGCGAGCGUUGGCGAAAUCACUUGGCCCCAUCCAUCAACCGAACUCAGUUUACCCUGGCCGAGUUGGCCCUGUUGGAGUUCGUUUACAACAAAAUUGGCAACCGGUGGACGUUAGUGGCCAAGCUGCUUCCGGGUCGAGCUGAAGAUGACAUCAAGAAGAAGUGGAGGCAAUUGCACCCGAAGCAAGAGAAGAAGCGCGCGGGACGAUUGCCCAAACUGGACAUCACGGAGCUUAUGGACUCCAUCAAGCGCGAGAUCGCUGUUGGACGCCUGCCGCGAAUGGACUGGAUUAACAACCUCACGCUUGACAACAACGACGACAACCAGUCGGUCGACGAUGACGACGACAAGGACUCGUUAUACAGUGAUUCGGGCAGCACGCACAGUGCCCCCGCCGCGCCCCCGAUCCCUGCCCCCGCUCCAUUCAAGCCGCCGUUUCUGUCAAAGAAGAAAAAGAUGGACUGGGACCAGACGUCCCUCGACAUCCUGACUCAGCUCGUCAUGUCCGAGUCGUUUCGGCAAAAGCUCAGUUUGGACGAUAUGGACGCUGCAACGAACAUGAACACGCAGUCAAACUGGAUCAUGAGCAUGGAGGAAGACCCGGUAGUGGCGCGCGUCAUGAACUCAUUCCGGGCCGAUUCGUCCAAUGGCAUUGAAGGAAUUCUACAAGAUCUGGACGCGGAAGAAGUGAACCACUUGCUCGACUUUGCCAAUGCAAGCCAGACCCAGGCGUCGUCCAACCAGUUAUUCCACGGAUGAUUGAGAUGCGUUUUCUUGUCAGAUAGAUGGCUUUGGUUAUGAACAUGUUCGCUUCGAGGUCAAUCAAGUGGGAAACGCCCGCCGAUGUCUGCGAGAAGCCCAACCAGAGUGCGGGGGUGAUUGUAUUGAGUACUUAUACAAGCAAAUUCAAACAAACGCCAUAUGUCUCCCUUUCCAGCAUUGCUAGCUCAACGGAA